Messenger RNA from Tetrapisispora phaffii CBS 4417, 1179 nucleotides. RefSeq names its product anthranilate phosphoribosyltransferase (gene TRP4). Gene Ontology annotation, biological process: L-tryptophan biosynthetic process. The transcript has a single exon. Gene Ontology annotation, cellular component: cytosol. Bases 1 to 1179 code for a protein of 392 amino acids. Lineage: Eukaryota; Fungi; Ascomycota; Saccharomycetes; Saccharomycetales; Saccharomycetaceae. Gene Ontology annotation, molecular function: anthranilate phosphoribosyltransferase activity. The record is from RefSeq and is a predicted model, not a curated record.
AUGAAAAGGCUACAAAAUCGGAUUGUUAUAGAGAAAAUGGGGGAGCAAAAGUUGGUUUCUUAUACUAAAAAAUUGUUGUUGCAUCCACCGACAUUAACCCCAUCUGAAUUGUAUGAUGCCAUUAGUUUAAUAUUAGGCGCUUUAGAGAAACAUGAUGGAAUUGACUUGUCCGAUGAGAGUAUGUUGAAAGAAUACGUCCAAAUCUCUUCAUUUUUAACAAGUUUGAGAACUACAGGUCUGGACCAUAAAGCUGAAUACAUCUCAAAAGCUGCAGAAGCGGUUGUUCAACAUUCUGAUCUAGUCAAUCCAGACACAUUAACUGGAAAUAUAACAAAAGAUUGUACAGUAUUGGACAUUGUCGGAACUGGAGGAGAUGGACAAAACACAUUCAAUGUAUCCACUUCAGCAGCAAUAAUUGCCUCAGGUAUACCGAAUAUUAAGGUAUGCAAGCAUGGCGGUAAAGCAUCCACUUCGAAUAGUGGAGCUGGUGACCUUAUAAACCAAUUGGGUUGCGAUUCGUCAAAGCUUAAUGCUCAAAGUGUGCCUAAGAUUUGGAAUGAUGAGAAAAACACUUUUAUAUUUUUACUAGCGCCUUAUUUUCACAAUGGGAUGAAAUAUGCAGCUAAUAUAAGAAAGAUCCUAGGAAUACCGACCAUUUUCAAUGUCCUAGGCCCAUUAUUACACCCUGUUAAUUCAGUCAACAAGAGAGUGUUAGGUGUCUUUUCUAAAGAACUAGCUCCGGAAUAUGCAAGAGCAGCAAAAUUAGUAUACCCAAAUAGUGAAGUAUUUGUCGUUUGGGGUCACGUUGGCUUAGAUGAAGUAUCACCAAUUGGCAAGACCACAGUUUGGCAUGUUGGCUCAGUUUCCGAUGAAAUAGAGAGUUUCGAUCUUGAGCCAUCGAUGUUUGGUUUACAAGAACAUGAUUUAUCAGAAUGCGUAUCAUUGGGACCUAAAGAAAAUGCAGUUUUACUUAGAGAUGAAAUUUUAUCUGGAAAAUACAAGUUAGGCGAUAACCAUCCAAUCUACGAUUACAUCAUCCUUAACACUGCAGUAUUAUGGUGUCUAAGUCAAUCUAAUAGAGAUUGGAAAAAAGGUAUUGAGAUUGCCAAUGAAAGUAUUCAAUCAGGUUCCGCAUUGAGAUCGUUAGAUUAUUUCAUUACAAGUGUUCAAAACAUGUAA